AAUCAUGUUGUUUCUGAUAUUUAUCCGACUGCUAUUUUAUACUGCUGCAGCAGAUCCAUUAAUGCUGGAGAAUCGUACGUUUGACCUGCUAUCAGACCAUAAAUGUGUAAUUGAUUGCAACGGCGUCUUCAAGUGUCAUGAUGAUGAUAUUCACUGUCCCUCUUUGCAAAAACACUUUGAUCUGCACGAUGAUGAGAACACUGAUAUAAGAUCACUCUUAAUCUAUGGCCAUAAUGGAUUACGGAAUCGUUUAGCCCUCAAACUGAAUAUCUGUGACAUGCUGCACGUGUCCUGGGACAGUAAUCUAGCCGAGCUCGCCAAUCGUCAUCACAGACACUGUAUGCGACGAGUGACUUGCGAAGCUGCAAGAAAUCACUUGAAUAAAGCAGAAGAUCGGAAGAUUGGACAGAGCAAGAAUGGCAACCUGGCACAAAGCAGUUACUUUCUGAAGAACAUUUAUGCCACCAAUUUCAUAGAGUAUGCGGUGGGCAGCUGGUACGAGUCGCACACUCAACUGGAGUACCCCACGAAGACCAAAUACCACAAGAACACUUAUUACAAGCUGAUUGGCAUCAAUACCUUUACACAUAUCAUCAAGCCGCAGAUGCAUCGAUUGGGCUGCUCCUAUUCCCGGUUUGAUGAUGGUCUUAGCUUGAUUUGUUAUUACUUUCCCUUCGGUUAUAAGAACAACAUGAUUUUGCUGCGACAGAAACCCAAGGAAUAUCAAUGCCCGUAUAACUUUCCGCUUUUAGAUCCGGUUUUCAAAGGACUCUGCAAAUAUACCGAGUAUUUAAACUGAACAACUAACUACCGUUAAAGAGACCCCACUUAUCCAAUUAAAUGAGUGUAAAGAAA
Messenger RNA from Drosophila grimshawi, 855 nucleotides. Its product is annotated as glioma pathogenesis-related protein 1. The record is from RefSeq and is a predicted model, not a curated record. NCBI's taxonomy places the organism in Eukaryota, Metazoa, Arthropoda, Insecta, Diptera, Drosophilidae. The transcript has 2 exons. The coding region runs from base 5 to 799 and encodes 264 amino acids.